Opisthorchis viverrini is the source of this 321-nucleotide messenger RNA. RefSeq lists its product as hypothetical. Lineage: Eukaryota; Metazoa; Platyhelminthes; Trematoda; Opisthorchiida; Opisthorchiidae. The transcript is spliced from 3 exons. The record is from RefSeq and is a predicted model, not a curated record. The coding region runs from base 1 to 321 and encodes 106 amino acids.
AUGCUACCUGAAGCACGAGGGCUGGGAUACUGCCAUGUUGCCCAGGGGAAGUCGAUAGGUAGAGGCCGGGUUCGAACCACGGACCUUCCGGUCGCACCCUUUCGGUGCUUAACUGCCAUGCCAGCAGAAGGAAGCAGGAGGGAUGGGAUAUUGCCAGGUUACCCAAACCUAGACAGGGGUAGUCGAGUGGCAGAGGUCGGGUUCGAACAACAGACCUUCGGGUCAACGCUCGAGAUCAAUCUUCAAGAACCGAUGCCAAGUCAACAUAUGUGCUUUUUCUAUUCGCACCCUGAAGCAAUCAAAACAAGCUUCUCUUUCUAA